Molecule: messenger RNA, 592 nt
Organism: Morus notabilis
Lineage: Eukaryota; Viridiplantae; Streptophyta; Magnoliopsida; Rosales; Moraceae
Exons: 3
Source: RefSeq, a predicted model, not a curated record
CAGAUAUGCUCCGUUAUUUCGUGGAGCACUGACAAAGUCGAAUUUUCCCCUAUCCACAAAACCCAGAAAACUCCCAACCAUGGCAAUGGCUCACUGCCACCAAUCUCCCACUUUUUCCCUCUUCCCAAACCCUAAUUACGCUCACAAUAAGAAAUUCUCUUCGUUUUCCGUUCGAUGUUCGUCGAAUUCCCCUCCCAAUGCCGAGGACAACUCGCCGAGGAAGAAGAAGAGGCUGUCGCAGCAGUCGUUGUGGGAGGCCAAAGAUUCCGAGGGCAGAGACUACCUCUACAGGUUGGGCAAGGAGGCCGACAACAUGAACAUCGCCGUCGGAGCUAGGUCCGGCGUCAUCGAUGACCUUUUCGCCGGAAACUUUCUCGGCCGAGACUCGGAUAUUGUGUUUGAUUAUCGUCAAAAGGUGACGAGGUCGUUCGAGUAUCUUCAAGGCGAUUACUACAUCGCUCCUCUCUUCAUGCAUCCGGUACCUAUUGUUGAGAGAUCUCAGACUUUCUUGGGUUACCUCCAGGAGUUGCAAGGAGUUAUGUGUCUUCUUCUCGGUCUGGACCUAACAAAAGGAGGGAACAUUUUGGGGAAG